Messenger RNA from Naegleria fowleri, 1893 nucleotides. RefSeq lists its product as uncharacterized. NCBI's taxonomy places the organism in Eukaryota, Heterolobosea, Eutetramitea, Acrasida, Naegleriidae. Gene Ontology annotation, biological process: regulation of cyclin-dependent protein serine/threonine kinase activity; regulation of mitotic cell cycle. The transcript has a single exon. Gene Ontology annotation, cellular component: endomembrane system. The record is from RefSeq and is a predicted model, not a curated record. Bases 1 to 1893 code for a protein of 630 amino acids.
AUGUUCAGUUUUGAAGAAGAGGCUUCAGCAUCGGAUCAAAAGCAACCAAUAACUCCAACACCUGCAGCUGGGAUUCGAAAUGAUCAGCAACAAGAAGAAGAAUUUACAAUCAAUCAAACACAACAACCAACUCAGCAAAAACAACAAUACACUCCGAUUGAAACAAUUGAUAUUAAUUAUGAAAAGUUGAAAGAUUGGUUAGUGGAUAGAAGCUUUCUUCCUUCCGAUUAUGUAAAACCUUUGAAGCAAAUUAGAGCAUAUAUCAAACACGCUUGGAAUGAAAUGAUAUCAAGACAUGAAGAGUUGAAAGACACUCAAAAGGAGAAGGAACAGCCAGUAACAGAAUUAAUUGCAAGAAUUAGACAAGAAGCAAGAGAGUCCCAGGAACAAGAUGAAGUGUCUCGUAUUGAUUACUUUUUGACCAAACAAAUUGUGCAGGUUUUGGAAAAAGCAGACGCCUCCGAAGGAAGUGGGUUUUUGUUUGGCUUGGUUGGAGGCUCCAAACGACUCAAAUUGUGGAAGCACGUAUUACAAUCAUAUGAAAGUAGAUCCAUUCACUUGGCUGAACUGUCUGGAUACAUGACCCAAAAUGUAAAGUAUGAAAUACCAGCAGUGGCUAGCUCUCUCUUGACAUUACGAAACCAAUUAGAAAGUCUUGAUAAGAAAGAAGAAGACUGGAAGAGAUCACUCGAGUUAACAAAAAGAGAAUUUGCAGAGGCUUGCGAAAAACUUUCAAUUAAUAAGGAAAAGGUUGACAGAAUUAUUGAAUUUGCUUCUUUGGGAAGUAGCGUCGGUGUCGACAUUGAAGAAGAAAUCAAGAAAGCAGUGCUUGAAUUACCAUCACUUUACGAAAAAAUUAUUGACUCAUGCCGAGAUCCUGUAUUUAAGAAAGCAGUCGACUAUUAUGAGCAAUUUACAUUAUUUAUUAACAAGCAAAAGUGCUCUGAGCCUCUUUUGAAUUUUAUAUUUUCCAACAUUGAUGCUCAGUACAAUGGAACCAUUCCAAGUUUGUCACUUUAUGAUUGGAAGUCUUUUAACAAAGAAGAAUUGCCUCAGUUUGAUGAAGACAAAGUACAAAACUUAAUUAAUAAGCUGUUAAAAGAAGAAGAAUCUAAGCAACAGAGUAGUGCUGAAAAAGAACCAGAAAUUGAUUUUGGUGAUUUUUCAACAGAUAAUAACAAUUUGGAAAUUAAGUGGGAUACCAACAUUGAGGAAAACAAGGAAGUUGAAAUCAAAUUCGAUGAUGUGGUGCAAGAGAAAGAGUUAGAAAUUGAUUUUGGAGACUUUAGUACAGACCAAGGAUUUUCGAUGAAUGACACGAUGACAGAUAAUUCACAGGUAGAUACCAGUGUUAAUGAAAAGAACAAUCGAGCAGUAGCAGAGAUGAAGAUGAAGUCAUUCCUCGAUUCAGAGGAUGUACGAGCACGAUUUUCAAGUAAUAUUUUCCAACUCUAUGCCUUUAUCCAGCAAAGACUUAUUGAAACUUCUCGAAAUUCAACAUUGGAAGCAGACAUUUUCAGAAAUGCUCCUCAAUCGAUCAAGUCACUCACAAAGGAUGAGCUAUCUCAAUUUAAAAAAGUGGUUUCUAACAUUAUUUCUACACUUAACAAUCCACACUUCAAACAACUUGUUCUCAUCAAGACUUCAAAGAAGUUUGUGGAACGUUUAGUACAAUCACUGACACAAAAAGUUGAAAUUAUGAGCAAAGUGAGAUCCAAUUUAGAAUCCGUAGAUUCUCAACGUAUCACUCUUAAUACCUCGAUUAAGAAGCAGCAACCAACGUUGGAAAAGUUGAAACGACAAACCAAAGAAUACCAGCAAUAUGUGCAACAAACACUUUCUGAUCGGUUGGGAAAGAGAGUUCUCAUCUUUGGAGAAAUUAAUAAAAUUUAA